CUUAGAAUCAGCUUUUAAGCAGCUUUUAAGCUCUUCAGCUUAAGCUAUUAAGCUGUGAUUUCCUUAUAAGCCGGUCAGUUCAGCAAGUUGCUCAGCUGAUAGCUGACUGAUUGACUUUUUGGCCACUCUGCUGUCAGAGUAUCUUUGUUGAUUUUAAACGCGAAUAGCUUCUUCAGCAUCUGAUUCUAAAGCAUAUCACCGAUAAUCCAGUGUUCGGGAAGAAGCAGCGAACUCCCGAGCUAGGAGCAACACACAGCUGUGCCUCGGUGCUGGUCGGCAUGUAUGUCCAGAGAGAUUGCUGGCGAGCUAUGUGAUUAAAUUGAGGAUUGCUUCGAUAAUAUGUAAAAAGAGAGAAAAUUUGAAAGAUAGGCGAAAACGGCCAGACAAUAUAAGGUGUCAUCAUGGCAAUGGACAAGAGCCUGGAGCACUUGUUUCGUUCCAUAAGAGGAGAGUCUGGUCUUGAGGUCUGAGCAUGAAUCUGGAAAACCAUCGACCAUUUUGCUCCAAAUUCAACACAGGAAAUAGGACUUCGAAUGAAACACAUUGUACCUCUACUGUUCCAAAUCUUCGUGUGACGGAUCUGGCGGGUUUCCAUGAAAUGACGAGUCCACCAACAAAAUACGGUGUCUACUAUGUGAAGCAAUCCAAUCAAUACUGUGGCGUGCAUCCAUAUGUUCUGAUAUCUAUUUUCCAUAGCCGCUGCAGGCUCCGUUUCUGUCUCGCUGAGAAACAACGUCAACAUGGAUAAUACACACACUUACAAAGUUUUGGACUCCAGACUGUCCAUUCGAGUCCUCAUUCUUGAGCCCGGCUCACGUGAAGAUCAGAUCCGCUGCCGUCUCCGCCAUGUAAAGCUCGCUGACAAUCCCCAAUACGAGGCUUUGUCCUAUGUCUGGGGAGACGCCAAUCAGACGAAAGAGCUAUAUCUCGAGGCAAGGCCCAUACAGGUUACGAAAAGUAGGCAUUGUCUCCCAGCAUUACCUACUGUCAUAUUUCAUUUCAAGCAAACAUGAGCUUACCCACUUCCAAGGCCUUCAUGGCGCACUUCGACACCUUCGACAAGAAUCCACAGAGCGGGUUAUCUGGGCAGACGCUAUUUGCAUCAACCAACAAGACAAUGAUGAAAAAUCUCACCAAGUAGCCCUCAUGGGAGAAAUCUACUCCAGCUGCAGUCAAGUCCUUGUCUGGAUUGGCGAGGACAUUGAUGGGCUAAGCGAUAGCUUCAAAACUGUUCAACAACUGCACGAAAUCUUCCUGAAAACAGAAGACGGCUACCCGUACGAGGAACUGUCCUUCGAAGGAACCUUCUCACCAGGAUCAUUGACGUUCUCAAACUUGCUGCGUACCCAGGAUUUAUGGAAAGAGAAAUUCCUCCGCUUGAUCCGCCAGCCGUGGUUUCUUCGCCGCUGGGUCAUCCAAGAGAUCGCUAAAGCGCCGUCUGCGAAUGUGAUCUGUGGAUUUGAAACAAUCUCAUGGAGCGUGUUGGCAGAUGUUUACUGGUGCAUCUAUAAGAGCGGUGUUUUCAGCUACGUUUUAGAUCCGAUUGAAGCGAGGACUGGUUUCCAUACCGGUAUGGUGAUCAUGGGUCUUGUACGAAGAGACUCUAGGCGGAAAGAACAUGCACCGCUUCUUGAAUCUGUGGUUUCUACUAGGUACUUCAAAUGUACGGAUUCCCGUGAUGUGGUGUACUCGCUGCUUGGGCUGGGGGGUGAUGUUGAUCAAUAUGGUAAUUCGCUGAUCCCAGACUAUUCACUUUCUGUCGAAGAGGUCUUCAGAAAAUUCGUCACUGGGUGUAUAUUGGAGAAAGGGAGUCUCUAUCCACUCAGCGUGCCGUCCACUCCUCCACGAUCUGGAGCGAUGGUUCUCCCGAGCUGGGUACCGGAUUUUACUUGUCUUGAGGCAACAAAUCCUUUGAUACGAAUGAGAAUGGGUAAUGGAUUACCUUUUCAUGCAGGAGGCGACUCGAACCCCAAAGUUUGUGUAUCCGACGAUGGAAAUCUCCUGUUUGCACGAGGCAAAAUCAUCGAUCUUGUGAGAGACACGACACCACCGCUUGAUAACGUGUAUUGUACGGAUACCGAAGCCGAAGGGCUUUCUGAAGCUGAAGUUGCAGUUUACAGUGUCAAGAAAUGGCUCUCUUUCCGCAGAGACUUGAUAUCAUACGACAAGCUUGAUCAAGACGAGCACGACGGGCGAUUCGACGCAUUUUGGCGAACCAUGAUCUUCAACCUCACAGCUAGCGCGGAUCGACCACCUCCUGAAUAUGCGGAGUACUUCAAAGCCUAUAUGGAUCACUUUUUCCGAUCCGAGACUAUUGUGCCUGAGACACAAGAGCCGCUUCGAAGUCAAUUGCUGCAGAUUGAGACGGCUGUUAAUUCUCGUGCUGAAGGUUGGAGAAUGUUUACUACAGAAAAUUCUCGCAUGGGUCAGGGAUUGAGAUCAACACAAAAUGGGGAUACCAUAUGUGUUCUGGAUGGUGGAGAGCUACCAUACAUAAUUAGGGAAGUGGGGAGUGGACAGUACCGUUUUAUUGGGUCAUGCUAUGUUCAUGGGUUGAUGGAGGGUGAAGCUUACAGAAAUGAUGCCUUGGAAUCGCAGGAGCUUUGCUUUUGUUGAAGUGUGGCAUGCGAGACUUGUCGCUCAUACUUGGCCCAAUUUAGGCACUUGAUUGGGACAAGUUUCUUUGUUAUAUAUUUAUGCCUGUUUCUAUUCUGGUGGCGUUAAACAAGGACUUUCACAGGAGGUCAACAAGGAUUUGCACAACUGUUGUGACGUUGUCUCUCAAAGACAGCCUGCAAAAAUAUCUAACAUAUGGUCAGCCGCUUGCGUGAGAAUCUGUCGAUUAGUAUUAUGUAUCAAAUGCUCUAUCUCCGCCUGGAAUUCCCGAAAUUUCCACUGCAAACCUGGAUUCAGGAUGUGCAAGCUACGAAGAUUCAAACACGACAUCUGCAAUCACACUGACGCUCCAUUCAUCUAUGAGCGAUGUGCCACAAAGGAACCUCCAGGACAUGAGAAAGGUGUCCAUUGUCCUCACAGGACCGACCUCUUUCCUUUGUUGUUCCACGACCGCUGUGAUGCAUGUGCAGAACAUUAUGGCAAGAACUCCGCAGCGGAGCAGUCUCUCCGGGUUAUCUUGGGGGAGGGGGGGGGGGGAAUGCUACAAAGCACUACGAGUCACGUAAACGGAGAAACCGUCUUUUUAUAUCAUAGGGGCUGCUUUUGCUUGGAUUAGUGUCGGUUCUAGAAAAACUACCUCUUCGCCCUUCGGACGAGACCAGGCUCCCUUUACUCUAGCGCAAUUACCAUAUUAUUCAUGGCCCAGUCCAAAAAAUAUAUAGAACAUGCGAGAAAUUUUGAUGCCA
Messenger RNA from Cadophora gregata, 3362 nucleotides. RefSeq lists its product as uncharacterized. The transcript is spliced from 4 exons. Bases 889 to 2616 code for a protein of 575 amino acids. The record is from RefSeq and is a predicted model, not a curated record. NCBI's taxonomy places the organism in Eukaryota, Fungi, Ascomycota, Leotiomycetes, Helotiales, Ploettnerulaceae.